Molecule: messenger RNA, 885 nt
Organism: Bipolaris zeicola 26-R-13
Lineage: Eukaryota; Fungi; Ascomycota; Dothideomycetes; Pleosporales; Pleosporaceae
Exons: 3
Coding region: 1-885 (294 amino acids)
Source: RefSeq, a predicted model, not a curated record
AUGUCGAUAAAGAAACACGGCCUAUACUGCUGUCUCAAGUCUACAAUUAAGGCAAGAUUUCGGCCUAAAAUCGACAACAACACUGUCAAACUAUGCAUGCACGAGUUCUACAACAAACGCUGCAAAACUUGCCAUGUUCCCGAGGCGAUUGUGAGAUUAGGCCUUGUAGAUGCCGGAUACCACUGCGAGGGAUGCAGGUGUUUGAGGCUAGUUGAAUAUACCUCAGACGAGGUACCCGAAUCGCGUAUUGGCGAAGAAAGGGCAGCCGUCCUGCUGAGAGACGAGCCAAAAGAUGUAUUGUCGUCCUCUUCUUCUUUGACCGUAGGAAAUGUGGAUGCAUCAGAGCCGUAUGACAUGUCCAUAAUCGCAGCGUAUGAAGACGACACCUGUAGCCUCCGGAGCACGGAAAGUAACGAUGUGUUAGAAGAGGCUGUUCCAGCCACUGCUGUACACAUGACAACGAUGAUGCCCACCGAAAUCCAUAUCCGCUAUUCCCUUGAGAAAAAGGAUGAUAUCCAGGCUCUGAUUCAUGGAGCCAUAAAGGGGGAUGCAGAGUACCAGACCAAGCUUCUAAGAUUAUAUGGCGAAAUUUCGGCAUCAGAUGCGCCAUGUACCUUGCCCUGGAGUAGCUCACAGCGCAGUCUCAUCCGCAAAGCGCGACUUAUCAUGGGCCUUGAAAUCCAGAGGGCUGCUGGGCGGAUAACAGUCGAUGCCUUGGACAAGAUAUCGACGCAGUUGUUUUGUCAUGACAAUGAAGAGGCCGCCAUGGGCAUGGAGGAGUUUGCAGCUUAUAGCCGUGGUUUGUCCGACCGAGGUGAGAUGUCUGGGGGGCGUGCAAAGCAAAUUAUCAUGCUUGCUUUUGACGGAGAGUCGGAUUUGGUUUGA